Acomys russatus (golden spiny mouse) is the source of this 2031-nucleotide messenger RNA. It is a transcript of the gene Pdcd7, whose product is annotated as programmed cell death 7. The record is from RefSeq and is a predicted model, not a curated record. The transcript is spliced from 5 exons. Lineage: Eukaryota; Metazoa; Chordata; Mammalia; Rodentia; Muridae. Bases 523 to 1971 code for a protein of 482 amino acids.
CGGAUCUCUGAGUUCAAGGCCAGCCUGGUAUACAGAGUGAGUUCCAGGACACUCAGAGCUACACAGAGAAUAAGUCUAAUCUUGACUCAAAUAAUAUCUAAGCAACUGCAACCUAGAAUUAUCUUAGAGAAAAGUCUGCAGAAGCUUUAUAUACAAACAUUUGAAAUAAAAACUCCUACAACAGGAAAAUGAUUAAAUGAAAUGUAUGCCCAUAUUAUGGAAUCCUGUCAGGAAUAAUAGCAACAAAACAUUAAUAGAUAUGCAAAUCUCCAGUUCCAAUAGGAUCCCACACUCCUUGUCUUUCAGAUAUUAGGCAAAGCCUCAGGUUAAGUCUUCCUCUAGAACGUCCAAAAAACAAGACUUGUCAAUUCAAGACGGAACUAACGUCCUGCAUUGCGACGCGCUUCCGGGAGGCGCGUGAAGCAGCGGUACCGCGUUGUAAACGUCAUUUCCUCCCGGAACCCGGAUAAAGAAGUACACAGAUUACUGUCACUGCUCGCAGUCGCCGCACUAACAGCAGACAUGGCUCUGCCGCCCUUCUUUGCCCAGGGCCGCCAGGGGCCGCCGCCCCCGCAGCCACCGCCUUCCGCUCCAUUCGGCUGUCCGCCCCCGCCGCUGCCCUCCCCAGCUUUCCCGCCGCCUCUUCCCCAGCGUCCCGGCCCCUUCCCGGGGACGUCUGCCCCGUUCCUGCAGCCUCCGCUGGCACUGCAGCCCCGAGCCCCGGCCGAGGUCUCCCGCGGGGGCGGGGGCAGCACCUUCUUCCCGGUGCCGCCCCCACCACUGCCGCCGCCGCCGCCGUGCCGGCCCUUCCCGGGGCCCGACGCCGGCGAGCGUCCGCGGCCACCGCCUCCAGGCCCGGGGCCGCCUUGGAGUCCUCGCUGGGCUGAGGGGCCGCCGCCGCCCGACGUUCUCGGGGACGCGGCCCUUCAACGCCUGCGCGAUCGGCAGUGGCUGGAGGCGGUGUUCCGGAACCCCCGGCGGCCGGACGGCCCGGGACCCCGGGGCACGCCUGCCGGGCCCAGCCUGGGCGAAGUGCGCGCGCGGUUGCGAGCGGCGUUGCGCCUGGUGCGGCGGCUGCGCAGCCUAGGGCAGUCCCUGCGCGAGGCCGAGGCCGACGGAGCGGCCUGGGCCUCCCUGCACGCUCAGGCGGCGCCCCUGCGAGCGGAGCUAGCCGAACGACUGCAGCCUCUGGCCCAGGCUGCCUACGUGGGCGAGGCGCGACGGAGGCUGGAGAGAGUCCGUCGCCGCCGGCUGCGGCUUCGUGAGAGGGCCCGGGAACGCGAGGCUGAGCGGGAGGCGGAGGCAGCUCUGGCCACCGAACGCGAGCAGGAGAUUGACCGCUGGAGGGUGAAGUGCGUGCAGGAAGUGGAGGAAAAGAAGCGGGAACAGGAACUCAAAGUGGCUGCUGAUGGGGUCUUAGCUGAAGUAAGGAAAAAACAGUCGGAUACCAAAAGAAUGGUGGACAUUUUGCGAGCUUUAGAGAAAUUGAGGAAACUGAGGAAAGAAGCUGCAGCAAGGAAAGGGGUCUGCCCUCCUGCUUCAGCGGAUGAGACUUUUGAGCACCAUCUUCAGCGGCUAAGAAAACUCAUUAAGAAGCGCUCUGAACUGUAUGAAGCUGAAGAGAGAGCCCUCCGAGUCAUGCUAGAAGGAGAACAAGAGGAAGAGAGGAAGAGAGAACUGGAGAAGAAACAGAGGAAAGAGAAAGAGAAACUUUUACUUCAGAAACGUGAAAUCGAGUCCAAGUUAUUUGGAGAUCCAGAUGAGUUCCCACUUGCUCACCUCUUGCAGCCGUUUCGUCAGUAUUACCUCCAGGCUGAGCACUCCCUGCCUGCGCUCAUUCAGAUAAGGCAUGAUUGGGAUCAAUACCUCGUGCCGUCUGAUCAUCCUAAAGGCAACUCCGUUCCCCAAGGAUGGGUCCUUCCCCCACUCCCCAGCAACGACAUCUGGGCAACCGCCAUUAAGCUGCAAUAAGACGCCAGGAGUGUGGUCCAGCCAGCAAGCACUGCAGCCCUAGAUAUUGGUGAUGCUGUC